Molecule: messenger RNA, 987 nt
Organism: Drosophila busckii
Lineage: Eukaryota; Metazoa; Arthropoda; Insecta; Diptera; Drosophilidae
Gene: ImpL1
Exons: 2
Coding region: 1-987 (328 amino acids)
Source: RefSeq, a predicted model, not a curated record
AUGGUAAGCGGCAAAACGAGAUCAGUAAGUCGCAUUAGAAACUUCUUAUGCACUGUUUACUGUACUUUGACCCUUUUUUGGGCAGUGGCUGCCUUGCUGCUGUUGCAGGCCGAGGGGCUGCAGGCAAAGCGCCGCAAGCACAAGGGCGAGGAUCAUGCGCAUAAAACGAAGACUAAGUGGUCCAGCUCGUCGGACUUUGGCGCAGGUAGCAACACGCAGGUGGCCACCGAGGAGCAUGGCUACUAUGUCAAGCGUACCUACUCGCCAGCGAAGGGCGCCGAGGGCAAGCGCAGCUGUCCACCCUACCUGGCCAUACCCAUUGCCUGGUUCAGCUGCGCCGACAAAGCCAAUUGCCAGCAGUUUGGCAAUUCCGCUGCCAUUAACAGCCCAGCGCUGGCUCUAAGCGAGGGCUACCUGUGCGACGACGACUGCAGCGAGGGCUACGAGCCCAUCUGUGGCCAGACGCCCAACGAGGUGGCUGUGUUCUACAACAAGUGCAAGCUCAAUGUGGCCAAGUGCCGCACGCAUGGCCUCUGGACUGAGCUGCCCUAUGCGCAAUGCCAGCAAACUUAUCCCAAGGAAACCGCCUACACCGACAAGAAGUUCAAGUCAUCGCCCUACUACAGCGACAAGGCUACAGCUGCUGAUAAGCAGAAGCCAGACAAAGAGCAGAGCGCCGAAAGCAGCGAGGAGAAGCAAAAAGUGGAGAAAGUAGAGCCCAUUGUGCUGCCUUUGCCCAGCAAGCCCAUGGAGAUUCCAGUGCCAGCUAUAGCGCUGCCGCCCAUGCCCAUGAAAACAGGCGUGGCGCACAUUAAGCAAGUGAAACCUGUGCCUACUCCUACUCCAACAGUUGCACCCAUGCCAAUGCAAGCUCUGCCCGCUUUGCUUGCUGGUGGCGUCAGCAAGAUUCCCGUUGUGGCUGCAGCGCCCAUUCCUAUGCAAACUGAAAAGGCUGACAAGGAUAAACUCAAAUAUGCAACUGCUUAG